Molecule: messenger RNA, 738 nt
Organism: Saccharomyces kudriavzevii IFO 1802
Lineage: Eukaryota; Fungi; Ascomycota; Saccharomycetes; Saccharomycetales; Saccharomycetaceae
Gene: HRI1
Product: Hri1p
Exons: 1
Coding region: 1-738 (245 amino acids)
Source: RefSeq, a predicted model, not a curated record
AUGCCAGCUUUGUUAAAAAGACUUUUAUUUCAAGUAGGCCCUCAACCAAAUGAAAGAACAUUUACCCUAUCAUCUGUUUCUGAUGAGGGACACUACAUUUCUUUGAGGCCUUUUGUCAAGCCAAGUGGUUCUAGUGAGUCAGCUUUCCCAUUUGAAUGGGUCUUUGCCGGUACGAAUAAAUCCGUCAAAGUUAGUGACUUGGGUAACGGUGUUGUUACCCAAGAUUUCAACUUCUGGUUGGAUACAAAUGUGUAUUUGAAUGUUCCAAAUACCCACCGUGGUGAAGUGAAUACCACUUGGAAGGACUGGGAUUCUGGUUGUAUCGAAGAAACUGGUGCUGUUUACCCAUUUGGUCCCGAGAAGGAAAGCGUGUCUUUCAGGGAAUUGUGGCAACCAGUUGACCCAUCAAGAGAGGAUCUAGUCAUCGUCUCACCUAACGGCGAAAAAUUUACAUCGAAUGCUAAGUCAAUCGUGCUUAAAGUCACUGAUGAGGCCUACGAUGGUUUAGUUAUUAUUGUUGGUAGAUGGGUCCAAGGGUUCUUGUCCAAGAAAGACCAAGGUACUACCGAAGGUUUGAACUUCGUGAGAUUACUGGAAAGGGAUUCCGGUAAAUUUGAGUCCUUGUUAAGCUUCGGUAAGGAAGUCAAGAAAAUUCCACAAAGCUACGAAAAUUUAAAGAAUGGCUCCACUGUAACCAUCGAAGGGUUAAACUGGGAAGUCAUUGAGCAUCACACUUGA